Setaria italica (foxtail millet) is the source of this 1502-nucleotide messenger RNA. RefSeq lists its product as uncharacterized. The transcript has 7 exons. Bases 1 to 1128 code for a protein of 375 amino acids. Lineage: Eukaryota; Viridiplantae; Streptophyta; Magnoliopsida; Poales; Poaceae. The record is from RefSeq and is a predicted model, not a curated record.
AUGCCCCAUGACAGCGAGGCGCUAGCGGUGACUUCAUCAAUCUCGAGGAUUUGCCGGCUCAGUCUUUUGGAGGUGUUCAUAGGGGUAGGGUUGCGUGCAUGUGUUCGUAAAGACGAGUGUGCGUGCGUGUAUGUGAGCGUCUGCGUCUGUACUAGCCCUAGAAGUUCGAGGGAGAAGAAGAGCGAGGGCUUCGGCGGCGGCUACCGGUGGGUAAUCGAGGCGGCGAGAAGAGGAGGAUUCGGCGGCGGCGGCGGCGGUGGCGGAGUGGUUAGCAUGGCUCUGCGGUCGCUGUGCUCUCUGAGGAACCUGGCGUACCAUGUGGAUGCCCAGCCCUUUCUGGCGGCGGCGGUCAUUUCACGUAUUCCGGGAUCCCGUGGCCUUCACAACCUGGCGGCAACCCAGACGGCGCAGAGCAUUCGUGCCCGGGCUGGUUACUUCUUGCCGGGGAUCGUUGUCCAGGCGUCGAUGGGGUUGGGGAGUGGAGCACGGCGUUUCCACAGCUUGAGGGAUCUUGUGAUCGAACAUGCUCAUGGCUCUCCUGCUGCUCUAAUUGCUGCCGCUUUCUCUGUAUUUGCCGGAAUUUCGAAUAUGAUUGAUACAGAUGAGUCAGACAAAGCCAGGAUGGAUGAGGACACAGAAGCUGAAGCCAGGACGGAGGAGGACCCCUCCAUGAGAACAGACGCGUACCUCCGUUACAUGCAGGCUUCAAAAGACAUGUUACGCGAGAUGGCAUCUUACAACAAAGCAUUGCCCGGUAAGAAUCCCAUCGAUGAGGUGGCUUUGGAUCAGGAGGGCAUGAAGAAUGAUGAAGCCAUGAGAGCAAGGUUUGAGGACUGGAUGAAGCAGUAUGGCCGGACAUACCAAGACGAGGAGGAGAAGGCGAGGCGGUUUAAAAUAUUUAAGGCUGUGGCAAGGUUCGUUGAUGUCACUAAUGCUGUGGCUGACGAAUUAGAGUUUCAUUUCUGUAUGGGUCUUAAUGAAUUUUCGGACUGGAAUCACGAAGAAUUUGCUGGCCGGUGUGGCACUAAACAUAUGAGCGACGAUGAGUAUUUCAGCAUGAUUGGCGUCAAUGAGGCUGAUAAGAAGGCCAUAAAGCAGAAGCUGCAGAAGCAGGAAUCCAAAGAUUGAGAAGGCGCCGCUGGUGAUCAUACACAAGCUGGUGCUUACCUGAAGCUCUGGGCGCCCUUGCUCAAGAUGGACCGGAGGAGAAGCCGAAGAUGGAGAUCAUCCUGAAACUCUCUGCGGGGCUAAAUGCUGACUAUAAUCUUGUUUUAAUAAUUAUUGUUGGGAAUUCUCAUCAGCUGUUGCCUACCUAACGUCCUCACCUUAGCAAUGUGAUGAGCCCGUUUUGUUUUUAUUAUUGUAUAGCUUAGAUGUAUGGAGUCGUAGUGCUUCUGUCGGCACGCAUGUUUGAGUCAGGGCUCUGCUUGUGAAACGGUUUCCCUAGUCGUUUUGUAAGGUGACGCAUGUUACGCUUUCUAAUAAAGUCGGCGAAAGAUAAU